Messenger RNA from Pomacea canaliculata, 1337 nucleotides. RefSeq lists its product as uncharacterized. The coding region runs from base 93 to 1337 and encodes 414 amino acids. Lineage: Eukaryota; Metazoa; Mollusca; Gastropoda; Architaenioglossa; Ampullariidae. Gene Ontology annotation, biological process: G protein-coupled receptor signaling pathway. Gene Ontology annotation, molecular function: G protein-coupled peptide receptor activity. The transcript is spliced from 2 exons. Gene Ontology annotation, cellular component: plasma membrane. The record is from RefSeq and is a predicted model, not a curated record.
UUUCGACCUUUUUAGGAUAAAUAUAAUUGGUUCUUUCUGUUUUAAAUCGAGAAGCACUUGGUUUGCAAAUACGAUAAUGGCUCGGCUAUAAAAUGAGAUGUUCACGCUGCACCCAGACCUGCAAUUACAAUGCCUCCUGUAUACUUAACCUUUUUACUCCCUCAAGAAAGUCUCUCUAUUUUGCAGCAAUGGUGAACCUAACGAUUGUUACGUCAAACCCUGUUGACGUCACUAGAGACUCGACUGACAAUGAAAUACAAGGUCGUCACGUGGUCACAACAAACAGCCCCAUUGGCUCUGUGCCAGGUGUGACCGACAGUCACUUCCAGGAGCUCUCCAACGCUUUGCAGCUUGCACAGAACGUAGUCAGGUAUUUGUGCUUUGCUUUCAGCAUCGUCAAAAUCGCCGCCUUCGCACGAAAAUCUAUGCGCGACAAUGCCAGUGGGAAAUUCCUGUUAACCAUGAAUAUCUCGCAAUGUAUUCGCUUGUCAUUCACAAUCCUUCAUAGUAUCGUCAAUCUCUUAAUGACGGAUCCUGAACGAUUGUAUAUUUAUUACCUUUUCGUUUUGUAUGGCCCAACCAACCUCAGCAAUAUUAUCUACAGGGCAUGUCUAUUUAUAGCCUGUCUCAUGAGCUCAGAGAGACUUUACGCCGUCACCCGUCCGCUGCACAUCAAACAGUUCAUUCUCGCCCGCCGUCCUCUUCUCUUUAUCGCCGCCACCUUCCUGCUCACCGGUUGUUAUCAUAUUUAUUUUUCUCUUCAGUACACAUUUUAUUUGUCGCCAGGAAUAAAUGGAACGAAAAUCGUUGUGUUAGGUUACACGGACUGGUACUUUCGUAACAGAGACAUCGUCGAUGGAUUUAGUUCCGCUGGCAAAUUUAUUUUUAUCUUCGUGCCCCUCGUCUGGAUCAGCGUUUUCAACGUUCUCGUCGUCCACUUCUUGCGACGUCACAGAGACGACCGUAAGGCCAUUAAGAGUACCGCCGACGUGGAGACCACUUCGAGACGAGACCGUCAGAUGACUUUGACCAUCCUGGCAUGCACGGCAGGGUACGUCAUAUUUAUAGUUCCGGGUGCCAUCCACUUCCUGGCUCUUGCCGUCGUUCCAGAGUACAACUACACUGGCAAGGGAGCAAAGUUAGUUCAGUUGAUGGACAGAGCGCAAGACAUCUGCCUGCAGGUCAGCUACAUGAGCGAUUUCUUGAGUUUCUUGUUGUUAAGUAAGGCCUUCAGGGACAGUCUCGUGAGUUUGUUUAUUUGCAAGAAGGUGCAUAGAGGUAAGGAACGUACCCGAAGCUCUGAACACACGUCAGAUAUGACAUCAUUAUCUUCAUGA